GCAAUGGUACCAAAAAAAUCAACAAAACCCACAUCCAAUGGUUGAACACAUAUCACUAGAUAGAUAUACCCAAUGAACCAAAACAACAACCAAUAAACACGGUUUUGUUCAUCUUCCUCUUCCAGCACUUACAACCCAUGAUUCAAGUUCUUGAAUUUUACAUAAUAUUCAGCAAUCCCAAUUUUCAUAGUUAGUUAUUUCUCUGAAAUUCUUUAUCCCUUAAUUUUCAAGCUUCAGUUUUUCUUGGAAUUCUGUGAGGUAAUUCAGUUUAUAGAACAUUGGAAGAUUUUAUGGAUAUAUAGGGUUGAUUUUGGGAUGGGAAUGGCUUGUUUUUCUUUACCUUGUUGUACUGGGUCAUUUCUGACCCCAAAUAGGUUACAAAUUAGAUAUUGUAGGGUUUAUAGAGAUUUAUACACUAGUUCAUUUGUCUUACCUUCAAUGAAGUUUAAUCAAUGUUGUAAUUUUCAACAUGAGUUUGUAUUGAACAAGAAAUUUGAGCGUUAUUGUCGGUGCAAGUCUCAACAGAAUGAUGUUCAUAAUGAAAUUGAGCCACUUGUUAGUAGAAAUAGGGGUGAUAGGAAGAGUGGUUAUGGUAAAGAGGAGAGUAAGAGGUUGAAGAAGAGAUUUUCGUUGAGGUUGCGGCCGAGGUUACGGUUGUUGGUUAUGAGAAUGAAAAGGGCUUCUGUUGAAUCUGUUUUGAGUGAGGUUGGAAUGUUUGUUAGGAAUAAUAUUAGAACGGUGGCGUUUUCUACCUCGUUUUCGAUUGUUUUCACACUUUGUUUCUUGUUUUUGAAGUUUACUUCGAUUCCCCCAGCGAAAAUUGUUCCGUAUUCGGACUUGAUUGCAAGUCUUCAGGAUGGAAUAGUUGCAAAAGUUUUAGUUGAAGAAGGGUCUCGACGUAUAUAUUAUAAUACGGUGUCUGAUGUUGAGGUUGUUGAAGAUGAUAAGGCUUCUGGUGAAGAAUCACAACGAGUAGUAGAUGUUGCAAUGGAGAAGGAUAAAAAUGAGGUUAUGAGUGAGGAUGCUUCAAGAUCUAGCAGGAUUCCAGUGUUGGGUAAAAUGAAGAAAUUUUCGAAGAGACGAGCUUCCAUUCCCGAGUGGCAGUAUUCCACGAGAAAAAUAGAUCACGAUGAAAAAUUUCUUAUGAGUUUGAUGAGAGAAAAGGGGGUUACAUUUAGCUCUGCGCCUCAAUCUGUGUUAAAGUCAAUGAGGAGUACUCUGAUAACUGUGAUUACACUGUGGAUACCAUUAAUCCCGUUGAUGUGGAUUCUGUAUCGUCAACUUUCUGCCGCUAAUAGUCCAGCAAAGAAGCGGAAACCUAAUAGUCAGACAGUUGGAUUUGAAGAUGUCCAAGGUGUUGAUUCUGCAAAAGUAGAACUCAUGGAGGUAGUUUCAUGUCUGCAAGGCGAUAUAAAUUACCAAAAGGUAGGUGCAAAGCUACCUAGAGGAGUGUUGCUUGUCGGUCCUCCAGGAACUGGGAAGACAUUACUUGCACGUGCAGUAGCAGGGGAAGCAGGUGUACCCUUUUUCACAGUAUCUGCCAGUGAGUUUGUAGAAAUGUUUGUUGGAAGAGGAGCUGCUAGAAUCAGAGACCUUUUUAGUACAGCAAGGAAAUUUGCACCAUCAAUCAUAUUCAUCGAUGAACUUGAUGCAGUUGGAGGCAAGCGUGGAAGAAGCUUCAAUGAUGAACGUGACCAAACACUAAACCAGUUGCUGACAGAAAUGGAUGGAUUUGAAUCAGAGAUGAGAGUGGUUGUCAUUGCAGCAACUAAUCGACCGGAAGCCUUGGAUCCAGCCCUAUGUCGCCCCGGUCGUUUCUCAAGGAAAGUAUUUGUAGGAGAACCCGAUGAAGAAGGAAGGAGAAAGAUAUUAGCUGUGCAUCUAAAAGGAGUUCCUUUAGAGGAGGAUGUUAACAUCAUAUGCCAGUUGAUUGCUACUUUUACUGCUGGUCUUGUAGGUGCUGAUCUUGCAAACAUUGUCAAUGAAUCUGCUUUACUUGCUGCUCGAAGAGGUAGUGAAACUGUGGCAAGGGAAGAUAUAAUGGAAGCAAUUGAAAGAGCAAAGUUUGGAAUCAAUGAUAAGCAACUAAGGUCUAGUAAAUUAAGCAAGGAGCUAGGUAAGUUAUUUCCUUGGAUGCCAUCGUUGAUGGGAAGAAGUGAUAGGAAACAAGAUGACAUACAAGGUCCACUAGGUUAUCAAUCAUUGAAUUUAUGAAUGGCUUUGUGACUCUCAAAUUUACCUGUACAAUUUUUUUCCCUUUCAUUGUUCACAUUUUUUUCAGUGUAUGCAAAAAGUUUUGUUCACAACUUAUUUAAUGUUCUCAAGAAAACACUUUUCAUAGAAAAUGAGAAGUUAUUGUAUUUAUUUACUGGUUAAAGAUUAAAUUCGUCCCUAAUUAUAAGA
Molecule: messenger RNA, 2403 nt
Organism: Vicia villosa (hairy vetch)
Lineage: Eukaryota; Viridiplantae; Streptophyta; Magnoliopsida; Fabales; Fabaceae
Product: probable inactive ATP-dependent zinc metalloprotease FTSHI 3, chloroplastic
Exons: 4
Coding region: 316-2214 (632 amino acids)
Biological process (GO): proteolysis
Cellular component (GO): chloroplast thylakoid
Molecular function (GO): ATP binding; ATP hydrolysis activity; ATP-dependent peptidase activity
Source: RefSeq, a predicted model, not a curated record